AUACAGACAGUAUUCAUGGUAUUCAGAGCACUACUCCCCCGGAUCUCCGUGUAAGGACUUAGGUGAAAUCUUCGAUCUAGACUUCAAGAAGACUUGUUGUGGCGUGUUCAGCUCUUCCUUCAUUCCUGUUGCGCCUGAUUGAGUAUGUUUGGAAGGAAAAAGACUGACAAAAACGAGAAAGGUGCUGAGAAACCAAGAAAAGGAAAGGAUGAUUUGGCCGCAAUGUUUGGCCUCCAGAUGCCUGACGAUGACGACGACGAUGAUUUGGAAGCCGAACUGGCUGCUUUGCAAGGACACCCUGUAAAGAAGAAGUCUGGGCAAAAGAAAACACCCAUGUCUAUGGCAGAGAUUGAAAAGCUGGCAGCGGCGUCCAAAAAGAUCGGUGACGAUCUGGACGAUGAUGAUGAUGAUGAAGACUUUGAUGAGAGUGCACUGUUGGCAGAAUUGGCGGACUUGAGUGAUGAUGACGACGAGGAUGAGGCUUUGUUGGAAGAGAUUGCAUCACCAACGCCAAGGCAACGUCCUCCUGCCCCUAGCCACAUUACACCGACACAGCAAACAGCACCACCAAUGGUUGCGUCGGCACCGGCUACUUUGCCAUCUGAAAGCACUGCAGCGUCUUCACCAGCAGGCAUUGUGCUUGGCCGCCUAGCUAUGUAUCAAGCUGCAGUUAAGCAUGCCAAAGAGAAGGGCGAUACGUCCAAGGCCCGCCGCUAUGAGCGUGGCCUCAAGACUCUAGAUGCACUGGCAAAGAAAGUGAAGUCUGGUGCUAAAAUUGAUAUGGAAGAGGUGCCACCGGAGUUGCCAGCAUCGGCCACCGGUGGUGCUGUGACACAGCCUAGUCCUGCACCUCGCACUAACACUAGCGACACUAUCAACAGCAGUGCUUCUGAUACUACUGCUGCUGCUGCCGUACAGACUGCAGCCAGCGGCAGCCUAUCCGCUGUGCGACCUGCAACGCAAGGUGUAUCACCAGUUGCUAAACCGCGCGCUCCCAAGCCUACGCCAUCGGCCCAAGUCACCUCUUCACCAGUGCCUCAAAGUAGACCUGCACCUGCAACAACGGCAACUGCAGCAGUAGCAGCUUCCGCAGCUUCACCAACAAGCAUGCCAUCCUCUCCUCCAGCUGCUGCAGCAGCAGCAGCCGACGGUUCACCAACUCGCCGCUUACUUUCCGAGCGGAUGAGCCAAUAUCUACGUGCAUCACGUGCAGCGACAAACCCUGCUGACGUGCGCCAGCUCAAGAUCACUGCUGCUCGCUUUCAGAAAGUGAUUAAGGCGUACGACAGUGGGCAGCCAAUCGACUUGGCUCUAAUGCCCCCUCCUCCACCUGGCAUGACCAGCAGUCAAAGACAGCCAGAACAGGCAUCCCCAGCACAAUCUAUUGCCGCUACUAGAUCUACACCACAAGCUGCUGCUACUGCUGCAGUUUCGGAGCCAGCAUCUGAAGCGCAAGCUGAAGCAGCCAUUCCAGUACCCACCACCGUUCUGGAAGGUCUUACACAACGCUUGCUCAAGUAUAGUACUGCUCAGAAGCAAGCCCAGGAAGCUGGUGAGAGUGGUAAGGUACGGCGAAUGGGACGCAUUGUUAAGCAGUAUCAAGAUGCAAUCAAAGCCACUAAGGCAAACCGCAAGUUUGACUACACAGAGUUACCUUGCCCACCUGGAUACCCUCCGCUUCCGAUUGCCGGCCAAGCUACGCCAUCACUUGCUGUUGCUCGUGGUGCUGCUGGUGGUGCUAGCCCAGUGAAUUCCCUGACUAGCUCCUCUGCUGGCACACCAAUCGACUUGGCUAACAUGUCUCCUCCUCCGCCUGGCAUGACCAGCAGUCAAAGGCAACCAGAACAGGCAUCCCCGGUACAAUCUAUUGCCGCUACUAGAUCUACACCACAAGCUGCUGCUACUGCUGCAGCUUCGGAGCCAGCAUCUGAAGCGCAAGCUGAAACAGCCAUUCCAGUACCCACCACCGUUCUGGAAGGUCUUACACAACGCUUGCUCAAGUAUAGUACUGCUCAGAAGCAGGCCCAGGAAGCUGGUGAGAGUGGUAAGGCACGGCGAAUGGAACGCAUUGCUAAGCAGUAUCAAGAUGCAAUCAAAGCCACUAAGGCAAACCGCAAGUUUGACUACACAGAGUUACCUUGCCCUCCUGGAUACCCUCCGCUUCCGAUUGCCGGCCAAGCUACGUCAUCACUUGUUGCUGCUGCUGGUGCUGCUGCUGCUGGUGCUGCUGCUGCUGCUGCUGCUGCUAGCCCAGUCAAUUCCCUGACUAGCUCCUCUGCUGGCACAUCGGGUGCGGCGAUGUCUGGACAAUCCCAAAAUGAUAUUCAGCGGCAGGCUGUCAAGGGCCGUUACGAGGAGUACAAGUCAGCAGCUCUUGCAGCUAAAGGUGCCGGCCGUACUGCGGAAGCCGUGGCAUACUUCAAGACUGCCAAGGGCAUGGAGGCAAUGCUGGCAGCUGCUGAGAGCGGUCUGCCUAUCGAUAUGAGUGAACUGCCUGCGCCCCUCAAUCCCUCCACUGCUUCCAGCGUGGAGCAAAAGAAACGCUCGCGCACUGAGGACGAUGCGGAGGUAUUUGAGCGACUGGCGGAAGUGCUGUCCGAGCAGAUUGCCACAUGUGCCCAGAAUGGUGAGCAGUAUAAACUUGCUGGAGAUGUGAAGGGAGCAUCGGCAUUUGAAAUUGAAGCAGCUAGCUUGCAAGCUGACCUGGACAUGCUGAAGAGCUCUGACAAGUACGGCGAAGCAGCGCCGCGAUUCCACUACGAGCAGCGCGAGUUCUCGAUCGUUCGGUCGUUCCCGGAAAUGGGUGACAGUGAUUGUGAUGUUGUUUUGGACCAAUGUCACAGCUUGCCUCUUCCGUCUGGUUACAAGGAGAAGGAUCUGUACACGUAUGUCAAUGUCACGUUUCCGUUCCCACACGACGAUGAGCCCACCGAGAAGACGCACACGGUCAAGUCCAGUGUGAAUCCCGUGUUCGACGAGUCUCUGCGCUUCUCCAUCGACCGCAAGUCGCGCUCUCUAGCGCGCACCCUCAAGCGUCAUCCUGUGCGGCUGGAGGUCAUGUACGAGCGUGGCUUUCUGAAGAGUGACCAGUCUUUGGGCGUGGGCUCGAUACCUCUUGGUGAUCUAGAGACCAAUUCGGAAGUGCAUGCCAGUGUUGAUUUGAUGGAGGGGCGCAAAGCUUGCGGUGGCAAAAUCGAGGCUCGCAUUCGUAUCCGUCAACCACUGACAGGCCAAGACAUCCAGAAGACCAAGCACAAGUGGCUGGUGAUCGAUGACUAUGCCAACAUGAAGAGUCAGAAGCGUACCAUUCCGCCACCGCAGGCUGCACAGAGAGUGAAGCAGGGCGCAACAUCAUCAUCAUCAUCAUCUGGCAGCCAGCCACUUCAAUGCAUUGAAGUGCUCAAGUUUGAAAAGCAGCGACUUGAGAAGAUGAUGCUGGAGUAUCGCAGCAAGAAGCAGCCUAUUCCCGCACAGGUUCAGCAGCGUCACAAGGCAGCCAGUGAGCGAGCUGCUGCACUGGAAGCCAAGCUGCGCAGCGGCGGUAAACCUUUUCUCCGCAGCUACCUUGCUCAGCUGAAGGCAGGCGCGGACGAGCAGCAAGCUCGUGCCAAGCAGUUGCUGCAGUCCGGUGACAAGACCGGAGCUCACACUGCCCUGCAGUACAAGAAGCUGAUGAGCAGUGAGCUGGAGAAAUGGGCAAACUCAAGCCUCUAAUGACUGCACCGGCAGGGUCGGGAGUUGUGUGACUGUGGUGUUGCAGCCACUGGAUUGCUCUCGCCCACAUUGAUGGUUGGUCAUCACAAACCUUUCCUAAGGCCCUCUUCAGACUACGUACACAGAACAUCCAGUACAAAAUCACAUACAACCUAAAAGGCCACAUUUUCCGAGCCUACAUUCAGACUACAUUUUACAUGCAACAUGCGGGUAACCUUUAACCCUGCGCAAGGGGUUGCGUGAAGGCAGGGAGUCGUACAAAGUUUGUAUGCUUGUACGAUUGCCCGGUGCAAGUACGAUAAACGCAGGAAAGCUGCCUUAUACUGUACAAGGGUUCGCACCCUGCCUGAUAGGAUUGGGCAGCGUUUUGGGCUUCCCUUCAGAUUCUUGUAGUUGUCUUGGAAACUUCUAUGUAAAUGUGACUUAUAGGCUGUUUUGUACCUGGUCUGAAAAGGGCGUAACAUGCACAUACUUGUAUCUAUAAAUUCUAUUUCCCUUAGAAGUAGUUCCCUUCCCUAUUGUUUUUUUAACGCCGUUCUCAUCUCUUUUUGUAUUGGCAUGGCUGGACCAUUGCUUUCUUACCACAGUUCCGCUCUACUUUCUCGAUGUUGCUACUGGCACAGUGCUGAAACAGG
This is a messenger RNA of Sycon ciliatum, 4349 nucleotides long. RefSeq names its product coiled-coil and C2 domain-containing protein 1-like. Gene Ontology annotation, molecular function: RNA polymerase II cis-regulatory region sequence-specific DNA binding; DNA-binding transcription repressor activity, RNA polymerase II-specific. Lineage: Eukaryota; Metazoa; Porifera; Calcarea; Leucosolenida; Sycettidae. Gene Ontology annotation, biological process: regulation of transcription by RNA polymerase II. The transcript has a single exon. The record is from RefSeq and is a predicted model, not a curated record. Gene Ontology annotation, cellular component: nucleus. Bases 145 to 3714 code for a protein of 1189 amino acids.